AUGUCAUCAAUACAACCAUCAACUUUUCCUCCUCAUACUCUUACCAUUGAGCCUUACAAGCAAGAACAAGGGUUACCCUCUAUAGGAAACUAUAUUAUUGGACAUUUUGACGAGGAUUCGAUUGUAGUAUACCAAGCUUAUUCACCUGAGAUUGCUGAGUAUGCUGUCAAGCACCAGCGUUUUGGUGGUGAUGCUUUCAGCUUUAGUCGCAUGUCCUGGAUCAAGACCAGCUUUGCAUGGAUGCAAUACAGGAGCGGGUGGAACACAAAAUCUCGUCAAGAGCGCACAUUGGCCAUCAAAAUGAAGCGUGCAGGAUUUGAUUCUAUUGUGGCGAAUGCAGUGGGUAGCAAGUAUGUCCAAGAAAUCCAUGGCACAAAGGAAAACUUUGAGCAGCUCAAAACAAGUGGCGAGGUGCGUCUUCAAUGGGAUCCGGAUUAUGUACCAGCGUUGACACCUCAACGACUACAACGACGUGCCAUCCAGCUGGGUUUACGUGGCGAAACAUUGCGGCGCUAUGCAACCGAGUGGGUCAUUUCGAUCGAAGACAUCACGCCCUUUGUUGUGGAAAUGCGGGAACGACUACGUAGAGACCCAUCAGGGACAACAUUAUGGAUGCCAAUACAAAGAGUCUAUGAAUCAUACAAUAACGACGUAAAUCAUACCCCAUCCUAA
Lichtheimia ornata is the source of this 672-nucleotide messenger RNA. RefSeq lists its product as uncharacterized. The record is from RefSeq and is a predicted model, not a curated record. The transcript has a single exon. Bases 1 to 672 code for a protein of 223 amino acids. NCBI's taxonomy places the organism in Eukaryota, Fungi, Mucoromycota, Mucoromycetes, Mucorales, Lichtheimiaceae.